GCCCGCCGCCAGUCGCGCACCAGCAGCGACCACAGACGGCAGUGUUCCUCGCCCGCUCCCAGCCCGCGCCGCCCGCCGCCACCCUCACGCCCGCACCGCGCCGCACCUCGCCUGUCCCGCCCCGCCGCGCCCCACCACGCCAGACUCCGUCAGGCAUCCCGCUAACGCCUUGCCGCGGCCCCUUCAGGCAGGACCCAGCAGCAGGCAGACACGCACGCACACACACGUACCCGGGCACUAUUCUUGCGGCCACGGCGGCAGCAAGCGUGGGUCGGCCUGCACACGGGCUAUUUUAGAGUGUGUCUGGCGCCGCGCCACCACGCCGCCCCACCGCCCAGCCACCCGCUCCUGCCUCAGUCUGGUGGAGGCCUCAGGUGUAGUGCACGCAGCGCCGCGGUGCGCCCGUCAUGCUGUGACGCCCUCCCGCACCUCCACCACCACCAGCGAGGAGGCGCCGCACGACCACCGCCCGCCGCACAGGAAGGUGACCGUGGUGUCCGGUGGGCGAGGCCACUCCGGGAUUACCAGUGAUGCGCCCCCGCCCCGCCACGCCCUGCCGCUAGCCACACCGCCCCGCGCCGCACCGCCCCGCACCGCGCCGUCCCGCGCCGCCGCUCCCACCGCUGCAGCAGCAUAACAUAACGCCGCACACACACACGCACGCUCACACUCACACACGUCCAUCAGCCGUUUGAAUUUGGCGGGAAGCGAGUGUGUGGUGUGGGUGGCGAUAGCAGCGAAGCCCCGCCCCGGCCGGCGAGGCCCCUCCCCCGGUGACCGCAGCAGCAGCAGGAGGCUCAGGUGUGUUCAGGAUGUACGGGCCAGGUGCGCCAGAGUACUGCCAGGCGGGCGAGGAGGAGGACGAGAUGGCGGCCACCGAGCGCGAGUUAGCGGAGGACGCGCAGUGGAAGAGAAUCCAGCAGAACACGUUCACGCGGUGGGCCAACGAGCAUCUGAAGCAGGUGUCCAAGCACAUCGGCAACCUCGAGACUGACUUGAGCGACGGCCUGCGCCUCAUCGCCCUCAUCGAGGUGCUGUCCGGCAAGCACCUGCCCAAGCACAACAAGCGGCCCACCUUCAAGAGCCAGAAGCUGGAGAACGUGUCCGUGGCGCUGCAGUUCCUGGAGCGAGACGAGAACAUCAGGAUCAUCAAUAUAGACUCGUCGGACAUCGUAGACUGCAAGCUUAAGCUGAUUCUGGGGUUGAUAUGGACUCUCAUCCUCAACUAUUCCAUCUCUAUGCCCAUGUGGGAGGGGGAGGACCAGAUGGUGGCCCCGGGGGAGAAGGGACCAUCUCCCAAGCAGAGACUGCUGCACUGGAUUCAGAGCAAACUCCCAGACCUUCCAGUGACCAACUUCACAAGCGACUGGAACGAUGGGCGAGCUGUGGGUGCCCUUGUGGACUCCGUGGCGCCUGGUUUAUGCCCUGAUUGGCCAGACUGGAUCCCUGCUGACGCCCUCAACAAUGCAACCGAGGCCAUGAACCUUGCUGACAACUACCUUGGCGUGCCCCAGCUGAUCACACCAGACGAGAUGGUGAACCCGAAUUGUGACGAGCAGUCGAUGAUGACCUACCUGUCCCAGUACCCCAACUGUAAACUGAAGCCCAACGCCCCGCUCAGGCCACGCACCAACUCCUCCAAGGUGCGCUGCUACGGUCCAGGGGUGGAGCCAACAGGACCAGUGGUGGGCGCCCCAACACACUUCACCAUCGAAACCUUCAGUGCUGGGAAGGGCCGAGUUGAGGCGUACCUGCAGACACCUGAUGGACAGACGGAGGCGCUGGACUGCAAGUUUAACAAUGACCGCAACCUGACCUACACCUGCAAGUACACGCCGCAGUGUGAGGGAGACUUCAUUGUCAUUGUCAAGUUCAGUGGGCGAGAGAUCCCCAAGUCGCCAUUCCGUGUCAACGUGUCUGGUUACGCUGGCGACCCCUCUAAGGUGACUGCCUCGGGGCCCGGCCUGGAGCCAGAGGGCGUCACCAUCAACAGACCCACAUACUUUGAUAUCUUUACUAAGGAUGCUGGCCGUGGCACCCCAGAGGUCAUCAUUCUCGACCCGGCCGGCCACAAGAACACGGUGCCAGUCAAGGUGCGGUCGCUCAGUGAUGACACGUACCGCUGCGAAUACGUGGCCUCGGGAAUCGGUCUACACUCGGUCAACAUCUUCUUCGCCGGCCAGUCCAUCCCCGGCAGCCCCUUCGGUGUCAAGGUGUCCCCUGUGUGUGAUGCCCGCAAGGUGAGGGCAUCGGGGCGCGGACUGCAACCCAGCGGAGUGAGGGUGAAGGAUGCAGCUGACUUCAGGGUGUACACGGAGGGCGCCGGGGAAGGCAACGUGGAGGUCAAGGUGAUCGGCCCAGGUGGUGUGCAUGAGACCAUAAAGACCAAGCAGAUUGAUGCCUACACUUUUGAAUACACCUACCAGCCCAAGAAGGAGGGACGCUAUAUUGUCAUGGUGUCGUAUGGGGGCCAGGAGAUCCCCAAGAGUCCCUUCGAGGUGAACAUUGGCCCCUACAAGGAGACCCGCAUCAGAGCCUAUGGUCCUGGUCUGAAGGGCGGCGUGGUGGGCUACCCAGCACUCUUUACUGCUGAGACCAAUGGGGAGGUCGGCACUCUAGGCUUCAGCAUUGAGGGACCGUCACAGGCCAAGAUAGAGUGUAAUGACAAUGGGGAUGGGUCAGCUGAUGUCCGCUACUACCCAACUGUGAAGGGAGAGUAUGCCCUGCACAUCCUAUGCAACAACGAAGACAUCCCUGGCUCACCCUACAUUGCCAACAUCCUACCACAGACUGACUACUACCCUGAGCUGGUGAAGUGCAAGGGUCCUGGACUGGAGAAGAACGGGGUGGUGUCCGGCAAGACAGUGGACUUCCAGGUGGACACAAGGCAGGCCGGCGAUGCACCCCUGGAUGUGACGGUGAUUGACUCUUCCUACCAGCAGGUGCCCCUCAACGCCAAGGACAACGGCAAUGGUCUCUACGACUUCUCCUACAGACCCACACGAGGCAACAAGCACACUGUCCAGGUGAACUAUGGAGGAGUGGCCACAGAGAACUCCCCUUACCGCGUGUUUGUGUCCGAGCCAUCCGUGCCUGGGGCCGUGAAGGUGUUCGGGCCAGGUGUGGAGAGGGGCGUACGCUCAAACACACCCACACACUUCAACAUCGAUUGCCGGGAAGCUGGGCCAGGAGAGGUCCAGAUCGCCCUCACAAACGCACAGGGCCAAGACAUCCCCAUCGACAUCAGAGACAACCGCAACGGCACCUUCACUGUUGACUACCUGACCCCCAGCCCCGGAGAGCACCGCGUCACCGUCCUCUAUGCGGGUGCCGAGAUCCCCCAGUCUCCCAUCGUCGUACCUGUGCAGUCCAAUGUUGACGUGACGAAGGUGAAGGUGGACGGACUGGAGCCAACCGCGCCCAUCAACUCCCUGCAGCAGUUCAGGGUCAUCACACAGGAGGCAGGACGUGCAGACUUCGCUGUGUCCAUCACCUCCCCCUCCGGCAUGCGGGUGCGCGCCCACGUCGUCCCCACACACGAGGGUUACCUGGUCAACUUCACACCAACGGAGCUCGGCGAAUACCUCCUCUCCAUACAAUUCGGCGGGCAGCCCAUCAGCUCUGUGCCCUACCGCUUCACCUGCACGCCGGGAGCCAACGCUGCAGCUGUGAGAGCGUGGGGCCCUGGUCUGGAAGGUGGUAUGGUCUGCCGGCCAGCCGAGUUUGUUAUUGACACUCGGGAGGCAGGACAAGGUGGGCUGGGCGUGACAGUGGAGGGCCCGUGUGAGGCGGCGAUCAACUGCAGGGAUAACGGUGACGGAACGUGUGCCGUGGCCUACCUACCCACGGAGGCUGGCCACUACACCGUCAAUAUCACCUUCAAUGAGCGCCACAUCCACGGCUCGCCCUUCCACGCCUACAUCGCCCACGACCAGGACAUGAAGCAGAUCAGGGUGACGGGCAACGGCAUCCAGCCCCACGGUGUGUUCAUCGACUCGCCCACGGACUUUGUGGUGGACACGAGGGCGCUGGCCAACCUGAAGAAGGAGGCCAAGGGGGGCACAGGCACUGGGGAGGGCAAGGUGAUGUGUGUUAUUACCAACCCGUCAGGCACACGCACAGACUCCUUCCUCAAGCCUCUCACGGAUGGGACUUACAAGAUUUCAUACACGCCUUUUGAGGAAGGUCGCCACACCAUUGACCUCCUGUACGAUGGAGUGCCGGUGCCUGGAUCGCCUUUCACUGUCAAUGUGCGCCGCGGAUGUGACCCCAAGAAGUGCCAGGCGUAUGGGCCGGGGCUGGAGCACGGCCUCGUCAACCAGGUCAACACCUUCACUGUGGAGACCAAGGGGGCCGGCACAGGAGGGCUGGGGCUGGCAGUGGAGGGGCCGUCGGAGGCUAAGAUGACGUGCAAGGACAACAGGGAUGGCUCCUGCACUGUGGAGUACGUGCCAUUAGAGUCUGGAGAGUAUGAUGUGGCUAUCAAGUUUGCAGAUCAACACAUUCCUGGCUCGCCCUUCAAGGUGGCAGUGGAUGAGAGUGUGGAUGCUUCGCAGGUGCAGGUGUGGGGCUCUGGGCUGGAGCCAGGCAAGGUGAGGGCUGGCGUGCCUCUCACCUUCCAUGUCGACGGCUCCAAGGCUGGCAAAGCACGCCUCGGGGUGGACAUUGCCACAGAGAGAGGCCCCAUCCCCAAGGCACCUGAGGUGAGGGACAACGGGGACGGCACCUACGACGUGACCUACAUCCCCCACUCAGAAGGCGCCAUGCAGACCACCAACGUCACCUGGGGCGGCCGACCUGUGCCUGGCAGCCCAUACCGCACCCGAGUGAAGCCCACCGUGGAGCCCAACAAGGUGCGGGUGUCUGGUUCGGGCGUCUCCAGCAAGGGCAUCCCAGCCUCCCUGCCCACUGAGAUGCUUAUUGACACCACUGACGCCGGCCCAGCUGACCUCAACGUGUCUGUGACGGGACCGGAUGGCCACCCGCGGAAGGUGAAGCUGGUGGACAAUGGGGAUGGCACCUUCUCGGCCUCCUAUGUGCCAGAUGACUGCGGCAAGUACAAGGUGUCGGUGAAGUAUGGAGACCAGGAGGUGGCACACGCACCCUUCCCUGUGCAGGCCUACGCUACUGGCAAGGCCGACAAGUGUAAGAUCACGGAGGGCAUCACCCAUGCGCUCAACAUAGGGGAGGAGUAUUGCAUCACUGUCAACGCCAAGAACGCAGGCAACGGUGCUGUCACCUGCAGGAUACGCUCCACCUCUGGCAGUGACCUGGACAUCGACAUAGAGGACAAUGGGGAUGGCACCUUCAGCAUCUACUACACAGUGAAGGAUGCUGGCGAAUACACUCUCUCUGUCAAGUUCGGAGGCCAGCCAGUGCCCGAGGGAUUCUACUCCUUCACCGCCCAGUCCGAGGAGGCUUUCCAGCAGACCAAAGUCAACGGGGUCCAGUCCAGCCCGGCCAGCAGCAGCAACUACCGCCCCGUCCAGCUGUCCAACAUCCCCCUCCCCACCACAGGAGGCCACGUUACUGCUGAGGUCAAGAUGCCUUCCGGAAAGUCAGACGUGCCGGUCAUCGAGGACAACCGCGAUGGCACGGUGUCGGUGCGCUACAGCCCCAGGGAGGAGGGCCUGCACGAGCUGCAUGUCAAGUACAACGCUGAGCACGUGCAAGGCUCCCCCUUCAAGUUCCACGUGGACUCCAUUGCCUCAGGGUACGUGACAGCCUACGGCCCCGGUCUGGUCCACGGCAUCACAGGAGAACCAGCCAACUUCACCAUCUCCACCAAGGAUGCCGGUGCAGGUAGCUCCACUCUCCGCGGCGGUCUGUCGCUGGCGGUGGAGGGCUCAAGCAAGGCCGAGAUCUCCUGCCACGACAACAAGGACGGCACUGUGUCGGUCUCCUACCUGCCCACUGCCCCAGGAGAGUACAAGGUGUCUGUCAAGUUUGCGGAGAAGCACAUCCGAGGCUCCCCAUACUCUGUCAAGAUCACCGGGGAGGGCCGCAAGAGGAACCAGAUCAGCGUGGGGUCCCAGUCCGAGGUCAGUCUGCCAGGGAAGGUGACGGAUUCGGACAUCAAGAGCCUCAACGCAUCCAUCCAGGCUCCCUCGGGUCUAGAGGAGCCCUGCUUCCUCAAGAAACUCCCCAAUGGACAUCUCGGCAUCUCCUUCACCCCCCGCGAGGUAGGGGAGCACCUGGUGUCCGUCAAGAGGAUGGGCAACCACAUCGCCAACUCCCCCUUCAAGAUCAACGUGGGUGAGAAGGAGGUUGGCGAUGCUUCCAAGGUCAAGAUCUCUGGCAAGUGCCUGUCAGAGGGCCAGACGCACAAGGAGAACCAGUUUACCAUCGAUACCAGAGACGCUGGGUAUGGUGGUCUCUCCCUCUCCAUUGAAGGCCCCUCCAAGGCUGACAUCCAGUGCAAGGACAACGAGGACGGCACCCUGACCAUCGGCUACACCCCCACUGAGCCCGGCUACUACAUCAUCAACCUCAAGUUUGCCGACAACCAUGUACCCGGCUCUCCCUUCACUGUCAAGGUGACAGGCGAGGGCACCAACAGGCAGACAGAGAGGAUAAAGAGGCAGAGGGAGGCUGUGCCCUUGACUGAGGUUGGUUCCCAGUGCCGCCUCACCUUCAAGCUCCCUGGCAUCUCCCCAUUCGACCUGGGGGCCACCGUGACCUCCCCCGGGGGCGUGACGGAGGCAGCGGAGAUCGGGGAGGUGGAGGACGGGCUGUACGGCGUGAACUUUGUGCCCAAGGAGCUCGGCGUGCACACUGUGUCUGUGAAGUACCAGGAGAUGCAUAUUCCCGGCUCACCCUUCCAGUUCACGGUUGGGCCGCUGAAGGACGGGGGUGCCCACAGGGUGCACGCGGGAGGCCCAGGGCUGGAGCGUGGGGAGCAGGGCAUGCCUAACGAGUUCAACGUGUGGACCAGGGAGGCAGGGGCCGGGUCGCUGGCCAUCUCCGUCGAGGGCCCCAGCAAGGCAGAGAUCGAUUUUAAGGAUCGCAAGGACGGCUCCUGCUACGUGUCCUAUGUGGUCGCCGAGCCUGGAGAGUACCGCGUGGGCAUCAAGUUCAACGACAAGCACAUCCCUGACUCUCCCUACAAGGUGUACAUUACUCCAUCCCUGGGUGAGGCGAGGAAGGUGGAGCUGGCACAGUUACCCGAGCAGGGGUCCAUGCCCAACAAGGCCCAGUCCCUCCUCGUGUGCAAGAACGGGGCCAAGGGAACACUGGACUGCAAGUUUGUGGCCCCCUCUGGUGCAGAGGAGGAUUGCUUCACUGACUUGCUUGACGGGGACCUGUACAGCGUGAGGUUCGUGCCCAAGGAGAUGGGAAUCCACUAUGUUCAUAUCAAAUUCAAUGGCAUCCACAUCCCCGGCUCCCCAUUCAGGCUCAGGAUUGGCAAGGACGAGGCUGAUCCUGCUGCCGUGUCUGUGUCUGGCAAGGGUCUCGAGUCCUGCGUGUCUGGACAGAAAACAGACUUCAUUGUGGACACUUGCAAUGCUGGGGCGGGCACUCUGGCGGUGACCAUUGACGGCCCCUCCAAGGUAUCCAUGGACUGCACAGAGGUGGAGGAGGGUUACAAGGUUCGCUACACUCCCCUGGUCCCCGGUGACUACUACAUUGCUGUCAAGUACAAUGCCUACCACGUCGUUGGCUCGCCCUGGAAGGUGAAGUGCACAGGCGAGGCCCACGCGGAGAAGGGCACCAUCCAGGAGUCAUCAUCCGUGGUGGUGGAGACCGUGGAGAAGACCAAGUCCGGCGACAAGGGACACCAUGGCACCAUCAUCCCCAAGUUCCACUCUGAUGCCAACAAGGUGACCAGCAAAGGCCUGGGGCUCAAGAAGGCUCACAUCAACAGACAGAACAACUUCACUGUCAACGCCUCCGGGGCCGGGAACAACAUCCUGUACGUGGGUGUGUACGGCCCCAAGUCGCCCUGUGAGGAGGUGUACAUCAAGCACGUCGGCCACAACAACUACCAGGUGAGCUAUAAGGUGAAGGAGAGAGGUAACCACAUUCUGAUGGUGAUGUGGGGAGAAGAGCACAUCCCCGGGUCCCCAUUCAAGCUGGAUAUGUUCUAGGCGGCCAUUGCUACAUUUCCUCUCAUCGUUUUUAUUGUAGUGCACUACAAGGUUCAUGAGAGGGGAGAUCAUGCCCUCAUCGUCAAGUGGGGAGAAGACCACAUCCCUGGCUCCCCCUUCACUGUCAACGUGUAGUCUCCCCACCACCACCACCACUACCAACACCCCCCCAAGCUCUCCCCCUCCCCCAGCCUGUGUGAUAGGUCGGCUACGUGGUGCGGGAGAAGGGGCCAACUACAUCCUGAUGGUGAAAUGGGGCGACGACCACAUCCCAGGCUCCCCCUUCCACUGUCGAGGUGUAGAGGGAGCAGAGAAGCAGGACAGAAACAGGGCUAACAUUUUUAAGCACUUCAUUACAUCUUUUAGGGGUGAUUCUCAAAGGCUACACAGGCCAGACAGGUUCCCAUGGGUGUUUUUUAGAUAGAGAAGUGUUUAAUUGAUCACUAGAGGCAUGAAGGUAGGCGAGUCAAGAUGCUGAAAGACAGUACAUUGUUAAUCUAUCACUGAAGGCACGGAAGCACCUCUGAAGAACUUGAUAACUCCCACUAGGGCCUGCAGUAAGUAGGAGAUAAGAGACAGAAAUACAAAAUAGGGAAGAUAUGGAUAGCAGUGUUUUCAGAUGCUUCAGUGUCUCAGUGCAGUGGGGGUUGUUAAGGUUCUCGAGGUUGUUUUCGUGAUUCCAGCGAUGGGUUCGGCAAAGUUUAGGAGCACUAGUUGAGAAAAACACCCGCGAACACUUGAUUGGUCCUCCGUGGCCUUUGAAACGAGUCCUGCUGAGGGAGGGAAGGAUCUGAGAACAUUUACUUUUUCUGUCGACCAUACCAGUUUAUCAUUGCCACCACCACCACCACCACUACCACUAUUACUACUACUACUACUCCUGCUGCUGCUGCUACCACUGCCCCGCCCUGCCCGCCCUCGUCGCCGCCCAUAUCCUGUCAUUUGAGUCACGGCUGGGGGAAAGAAAACGGCACGAUGAUUGUCAACUGUUUUACUUUUUUGUUUUGAAUUGUGCCGCUGUAUUUUUUAUUAAUUUUUUUUUUUUCCACUUUUUAUUUAUUUAAUUUUUCCAGUGUCACGUGUUUUGACCUGUCUUAAUUAGUGAAAGUUUAAAAGAUGUAACUUUCUGACUUUUUCCUCCUUUUCCACAUCUCUGACUAGCCUCGGCCUUAAUAUUAUUAUUAUUAUUAUUAUUAAUAUUAUUAUUAUUAUUAUUAUUAUUAUUAUUAUUAUUAUUAUUAUUAUUAUUAUUAUUAUUAUUGGUUUUUACAGUUUUCCUCUCAGUAUACAAGUUAGUGUCUUGUAUGAGCACUUCACGCUUGAUGGUAUAGAAUAUUUUUUCCUGCUGUAUUUUUAUUUCGUCAUAACUUUUGUAUCACGAGAGUUUGGGGUCACAUGUUUGCUUAUUAUCGUGUAAGACCUUAUGAUUUUUGUCUCUUCCUCCAUUUAUUAUUGUUCAUCUUGUCUACUCUUCACUCUACAACUCCAAACUGAUGUAGACGAUGAUUAUAUGUUACCGCUUCUCCUUCCUCUCUUCCUUUUCCUUCCCUUUGCUGAUCCUCUCGGUUUCACGGCAACACGAAGCCGACAGAAGACCCAAAGUUUUUACAAAGACAGACUAGAGAAGAACGUCCUUUUAAGUAAGGUGAUCGAGUUGCAGGCUUUCCUAACACCUUCGCCCAAGUCACUCAAGGUGUUAGAAGUCUCUCACACACACAGAUACAUACACACACUCACACAUACAGCCAGAAAUGAUAUUGUAGUUUUUUUUUUUUUUUUUUUAUGUUUAGGUCAGUGAAAUGUAAAGUAAAGGAUUUGGUGUUUGAGAAAUAGUGAAUUCUGUGAGGUUAUUUUACGCUGUUCUAAAUACACACACACACACACACGCAUGUACAAUCCCAGCCAGAAGUAAUGUCACGGAUCUUCUUCAAUUUCUUUAGUCGGGUGAGUGAAUAAAGGGUUACAUUUGGUGUCCGUGUGAAAGGUAGAGGAUUCCUUGAGUUUACUUCCUGCUGUGGUGGUUUGUGGGCACACCGCGCGCCACUCGCUGUGCCACACAGGUAAACACACUUGUCCUGAUGAUAAUGUACCGGUGCUCCUGUUGUUGUUGUUAAGGUGGCUUUGCGCUUUAUCACUGAUCUGCGUUGACAAUUGGGAGGGAAAGUAUACAUGAUUACGCCUUUGUUACUAUUAUUAUUAUUAUUAUUAUUAUUAUUAUUAUUAUUAUUAUUAUUAUUAUUAUUAUUAUUAUUAUUAUUAUUAUUAUUUUAUUGCCUGUUCCUUGUUGAGUCGUUCAAAUUAUAAAAAGAAAACGUAAAUAAAGCUUUUUAUCUAAAUUAUUAUGUUAGGUAUAUACAUAACGUACUUAAAAAAACUAUAUAUAUAUAAAUGACAAAAAAAAUACUAUAAAAAAUAUUAUAAUACAUAUCUCGCUUUUGAUUUGCUGCGGGGAAAAGUUGUUAUGGGAAGAAGGGGGGGAGGGGGAGUGAAGUCGGGGGGGGGCAGGUAAGUUAGCUGUACCCCCCUAGUUUUAUCACCCCCGCCUCCCCCAGGCUACCCAACACACCUUCCCCAACACUCGCUCAUAUUUUACUUAGGUAUACAUAUUUUGGGAAGCAAGUUUCUGCCACAUUACUGUCAUUACUGCCGGAGUAGCAAGCGGCGGCGGCCAUCUUGCUACUCCUCUCACCCUACAAGUGCCAACCUCCGAGUCCAGGGCGUGACUGGCGCCCCUGUAGCCACUCAACUGUCUGCUUGGUACUCUGAUCCAGGGGACUUUUACUGCCCACAUUUUUAAUAUUUUAUGAUGACAAAAUAAACUGCUUAAGUGGG
Scylla paramamosain (green mud crab) is the source of this 10919-nucleotide messenger RNA. RefSeq names its product filamin-A-like (gene cher). The transcript is spliced from 43 exons. Bases 813 to 8087 code for a protein of 2424 amino acids. Lineage: Eukaryota; Metazoa; Arthropoda; Malacostraca; Decapoda; Portunidae. Gene Ontology annotation, molecular function: actin filament binding. The record is from RefSeq and is a predicted model, not a curated record. Gene Ontology annotation, biological process: actin cytoskeleton organization.